CUUAUCGAUUACUCCGAACCCGCGCUAGUUGGCGUUUCCGCUGGUCUGUCCGCUGUCUCUGUAGGCCGCACGCACGCAACGCGCCGGGACGAUCACACCCACCACCGACCCGAGCAACCGUCGCAGUCACGAUACUGCGCAUCCAGCCUGUCGCUGACCCCGCGCGCAUUGCGCAUCGCACCGAAGCACCCCGCUGUCCCGUCGCGUUCUUUUGCUUCGCGCCCACGCAGCGUCUGCUGCCCGCCUAGCCUCCUAUCGUCAUCCGCCCAGCGCGAACAUCGCACACGACGCCCGGCCAACAUCGCGACCUCGGAACCAGCCGCGCCACCCGCCUCUGCCCUGCGCACCCCGUCGCGACCGCAUUGCCUGCCGCGGAGAGGAGAUCUGUCGCCGCCAGAGUGCUGGCAGAGACCUCACGUGGAUGAUGGCCCUGGUAGCGCCACCAGCCCAAGAUCGCAAGCGCGUCAAGGUCUACGAGCUCAAGAACAAUGACUGGUUCGACAGGGGCACCGGCUUCUGCAGGGGUGUCGUGGUGAAUCAGGAAGAUGCCAAGAUCGUGGUGCUGUCUGAGGAUGACCAGACGCGCCAGCUGCUGGAGACGCGCAUCAGCAAGGAUGACGGCUACCAGAAGCAGCAAGACACGCUCAUAGUAUGGACCGAGCAGAACGGCACCGACAUGGCCCUCAGCUUCCAGGAGCCGGAGGGCUGCGCGAACAUCUGGGACUUUGUCAAUGAAGUGCAGUCACGGUUGCAGCAGCUAGCUCAAGACGAUGGUCUUUCAGACGACGUCGACAACAUUGGUCCUAUAAUGCUCCCCAAUCCCGACCUCGGCAACCUUCACGAGAUCGAGAACCACAUGCGCGCUGCAAAUUCGACCCCGGGCGGUCGCGACGCUCUUGCCAAAUUCAUCCUGGCGCAGAAAUACAUCCCCAUGCUGAUACCUUUGGUCGACAUGGCCGAGGAUCUAGAGAGCGUCUCAGACCUGCAUCGGCUAUGCAGCAUCAUGAAGCUGCUCAUUUUGCUCAACGACACUUCCAUCAUCGAAUACGUGGUCCACGAUGACAUUAUACUGGGUGUUGUCGGCGCGCUCGAAUACGAUCCGGACUUUCCCCUGCACAAGGCGAACCACAGACAGUAUCUCGCCGAUGAGUCUAAGUUUAAGGAAGUGGUCAAGAUCGAAGACGAGAUGAUAAAACGGAAGAUCCACUCGACGUACCGCCUACAAUACCUCAAAGACGUUGUGCUAGCUCGCAUCCUCGACGACCCCACCUUCUCGGUGCUCAACUCACUUAUAUUUUUCCACCAAGUCGACAUUGUCCAGCACCUGCAGGCAAAUCUCCCCUUCCUCAAGGAGCUGUUCAGCAUUUUCAGCGCGAAAGAGCAAAACAUGCAGAGGAAGAAGGAUGCCGUUCUGUUCAUCCAGCAGUGUUGCGCCAUAGCAAAGAGCUUGCAGGCAAACGCCCGUGCCCAGCUGUAUCAGAACUUCAUCAGCAAUGGUCUACUUGAGGUUAUUCAGUUUGCACUGAAGCACCAGGACGCUUCGGUGCGUGUUGCAGGGACAGAUAUCUUGGUCUCCUUGAUAGACCACGACGCUCUGAUGGUCCGGAGCUACAUCUUCAAGGCUAUCCAGGAGAAGUCGAAACCCCUGACGGACACGCUGAUCGAGCUGCUCCUCAUUGAGGUAGAUUUGGGGGUAAAGGCGCAAAUGGCAGACGCGAUCAAGAUAUUACUAGACCCCAACGCCAACUCAGCAUCAAUUGAAGCGCUCGGACGGACCAACAGCGACUUCUUGGCAAAGAUGCGAGGCCAGCUGCCAUCAAUACCCCAGACCGACUCCUUUAUACAAAACUUCUACGACGAAUCUGCAAGGAAGCUGUUCCAACCCCUUAAAGAUCUUGAAGGCAGGGAGUCGAUGAAUGAUCUCUCGAUCCAGGAUGUGUCGCUCUAUGCUCAUCUGGUCGAAGUCCUGUGCUUCUUCAUCCGUCAACAUUCUUACCGCAGCAAAUACUUCAUUCUCUCAGAGGGUUUGGCAGCUAGAGUCGGCCAGCUCAUGAGCUGUCCCGAGAAGCACCUCAAACUCACUGCCCUAAAAUACUUCCGCACAGUCAUCGCCCUACACGACGAAACUCACAACCGGCAAAUCAUUCAGCAUCAACUUUUCGAACCGAUCCUUCAGGUCCUGUUCGACACCAUGCCUCGAGACAAUCUCCUUAACUCGGCCUGCCUCGAGCUUUUCGAGUUCAUUAAGCGUGAAAAUAUCAAGAUCAUUGUUCAGCAUUUAGUCGAGACAUAUCGCGAAAAGCUGCAGGAUAUCACAUAUGUCGACACGUUCCAGAACCUCAUUUUGCGUUACGAUCAGAUGCAAGAGCCAGUGACCACACAAGAGUUGGAUCAUUCUUUCACGAGCGUGGAAAGCGAGACGCCUGUCAGGACGGCUGGUCUGGUUAAUGGCGGCAAGUGGGGCCAAGGGCUAAAGGACAUUGAUGCGGAAGAGGAAGCAUACUUCAACACGUCCGACGACGAGGACGAGUUGGCAGCUCCCGGAAAGGUAGUCCUCAACGGAGCAUCGCCCGUACGACCAUUGGUGAACUACCCUGACGACGAUGCCGAGGAAGGAGACGUUGACAUGGACAUUCCACUUGCAAUGCGGGGCGCUACCGCUCCCGUCCAAGCUAAACAAGAGACAAAGUCAUCGAAAUCAACAAUUGCCACCGGGUCACCACCAGAGCGCAUCUCGGAGAAGCGGCGCAGAGAGGAGGACGAGGAAGACGAACUGCUCGCCAACAUCUCGACAACAACUGCACCCAAACGCCGUGCCUCGACAUCAAGCAACACAAGUACCUCCACCCUCCGAAAUCUACGCCGAAGAUCGCCGCAAAUUAAUUCAGGCAAGGACGGCGGAACACCGAAGAAGAUAACAAUUUCGCUACCCGUAAAGAGUAGCGGUGAAAACGAGAACGAAUGAGAACACAUCACUCCUGGAGUGAACAUGGGGGAGUUUUGACGGAAUCUCGAGAAGCGUUACGUAUACCCUUUGGAAAACCGCACACGAGCUCGCAUUGUAUGAAAAAGGGCUUUGUCAAUCACUCAUAUUACUGGAUGGGCGGGAGAUUAGCGGCAUGGCAUUGAAGGUGUAUUUACUGGCGUUCCUGUGCCUUAGGUGCUUAGGGGGGCUUGGGCUGGUACGCACCGACCGAAGUUGGAUUCUCAUCUCAUGAGCGAAAGUACUCUGUCUGCCUGGCUAUGUACUAUAUACUUCGCGUACGUUGUUGUAGAGAACGAGGACAAUUACGAUCGCUCA
Molecule: messenger RNA, 3301 nt
Organism: Boeremia exigua
Lineage: Eukaryota; Fungi; Ascomycota; Dothideomycetes; Pleosporales; Didymellaceae
Product: component of IIS longevity pathway SMK-1-domain-containing protein
Exons: 7
Coding region: 422-2965 (847 amino acids)
Biological process (GO): protein dephosphorylation; DNA damage response
Cellular component (GO): protein phosphatase 4 complex; nucleoplasm
Molecular function (GO): protein phosphatase activator activity
Source: RefSeq, a predicted model, not a curated record